Messenger RNA from Cyclocybe aegerita, 3636 nucleotides. The record is from the annotation of a GenBank genome assembly. Lineage: Eukaryota; Fungi; Basidiomycota; Agaricomycetes; Agaricales; Hemipholiotaceae.
AUGAGUCCUUUUGCCCCCUUCUUCUCUUCCCUCCCGGCGUCCCCCACGCCCACCAUGGCCCACAGACACGGCCCCCGACAGCUCGACCGCGAUGUCCGCAUGCACGACCCCCAGCCCCCCGUCCCCCAUCCCCACCACAUCCAGCACCCUCCUCACCCCGCCCACCUCAAUGGCGCGUCCGCUAUCCCCAGCACACCGAGCGGCCUCUCCAACGGCUCCGCCCAUGCCACCAUCUCCCCCGCCGUCGCCACCGCAGUGCCCAACGGCGCGGGCCCGUCGGGGUCCAUUAUCCACAAGCUGAACACAGCCAACGAGCAGACGUGGCUGCUAAUAGGACGGGUAGCCGAGCAAAUGGGAGAUCUCGAACAUGCGCUUUCCGCAUAUGAGAACGCCCUGCGGCACAACCCGAUGUCGGUGUCUGGGCUUACACAGGUUGCGGGAAUCGCUCGGAUCAAAGAGAAUUAUCCCAAGGCAGUUGAUUUCUUCCAGCGCGUCCUGCAGAUCGAGGAGGACAACGGCGAGAUUUGGAGUGCCCUCGGUCAUUGCUAUCUCAUGCAGGACGACCUCCAGAAGGCCUACUCAGCCUACCAGCAGGCCCUCUAUCUCCUCCCAAACCCAAAGGAGGACCCUAAACUCUGGUAUGGCAUCGGUAUCCUCUACGACCGAUACGGCUCCCUCGACCAUGCCGAAGAGGCCUUCUCAUCCGUGCUCCGUAUGUGUAAAGACCUAGAUUUCGACAAGGAGAACGAGAUCCUCUUCCGCCUCGGCAUCAUCUACAAGCAGCAGGGCAAGUUCGACGACUCCCUCACCUGCUUCGAUCGCAUCCUCCGCAAUCCACCAAGUCCUCUCGCCCAUGCCGAUAUCUGGUUCCAGAUCGGCCACGUUUUCGAACAACAGAAGAACCAUGCACGCGCUAAGGAUGCCUACGAACGUGUCGUCGACGCCAAUCCUGGUCAUGCCAAGGUGCUCCAACAACUUGGCUGGCUCUAUCACCAAGACGGCUCUGGUUUCCAAAACCAGGACCUUGCUAUCCAAUAUUUGACCAAGUCACUUGAAGCCGAUCCAUCAGACGCCCAGAGUUGGUAUCUGCUUGGUCGGGCGUACAUGGCAGGCCAAAAAUACAACAAGGCAUACGAGGCGUAUCAACAGGCCGUCUACCGCGACGGGCGCAAUCCCACCUUCUGGUGCUCAAUUGGCGUCCUUUACUUCCAGAUCAAUCAGUUCCGUGACGCCCUCGAUGCUUACUCGCGGGCUAUCCGCAUUAACCCAUACAUCUCUGAAGUAUGGUUCGAUCUUGGCAGCCUCUAUGAAAGUUGCAACAACCAAAUCACCGACGCCAUCGACGCCUAUGCCCGUGCAAGCGAACUCGACCCGAGUAACGUUGCGAUCGCUCAGCGCCUCCAAUUGUUGAAGAAUGCGCAAGCGACGGGCGGCCAACUUCCAGCUGCACCAGGUCCGCAAGAUGUUCAUCCUACGGCCUACGCAAGCGCCGUCGUGCCGCCUCCUGGCCUCACAGGGCCGCCUUUGAUGUUGCAGUCGACAAGUCACCGUCCGUCAUUCCGAUCCGACUCGCGUGGCCCCGCGAAUGAAAUCUCUUUGCCCCCUCCUUCCCAAGUCAACCCAGGUCGUUCGUCGCCCCCGCCUCCAUUCAGAGGAGGACCACCACCUCCCGUUAUUCUUGAUGAGACGAGACACAUGCCGUCGCACACUCCGUUGGCGCCAAUGGAUGUCGACCGACCCCCUCAUCAUGCAGCUCGCGACUACCCGCCAUCCAGGGAGCCCAACCGAGGACCAGUGGGUCAGAGCUUGUUGCUUCAACAUCCCUUGCCGCCUCAAGGCCCCUCGGAUGACCCGAGGAAUGGCGUCCACUCUCAUCAUCAAGACCCCUACUUCAAUCGCCCUCGCCCACAGUCGCGCUCGGUAUCUCCUGCGCCUCAUAGCGGCCGCCCUCGUUCUUCGUCGUCUUUCCAGGGGUACCCAGGUCGUCAGGCCAUUGGUCCUGCUCAACCUAGUGCUGCGCCACCACAACGCUCGCCUCGUUAUCACCAUCGCGAACCGAGUCAUCCUGAGCAGGAACCCGGCUGGGAUCGUCGUGCACCUCCCGCUGGUGAUCAUCGCGACUGGGAACGCGACCACGAUCGUCGACCUCGUGAAUAUAUCCCGCAUUCGACCCCGCAAGCCAACUUCUAUCCGCCACGAUCCCCUCGCGCCCACAGUCCUCCAGAACCUUCACCUCGCAAUGUUCAUACCACUCGGUAUUGGGAUAACAAGCCGACGACGACCACUGGCCCUUCCGGACAUCCUGGCUUCCGCCCCUCAUCGCCGCCUCAGCAGACCGUCCUUCUCGACCAACCCAGUCGACGAUAUGACCCCCGUCAUGACGCGCGCGAUACUCGUGAUUACGAGCAAGAGCGCCCUGAGACGAGGAGCUAUCCGGUCUCGCCUGAAGGCUUGCGGGCCCGCAAUAACGCGCCUCAUCUUAUGGCGAGCACGAGCCGUCGUUCGGAGAGCCCUCACACCACUCCCAUGCUUGCUGGCGAUCCAAAACGUCGUCGCGACAAGCGCGCCGACAUCCAACCCCCUCCUCCACCAUCACAGCAGCAGCAGCAGCAACAGCUACAACAGCAGCAGACACCUCACUUCCAACAACAGCAAAUUGCGCCCCAGUUCCCUCCCCCUCCAGUCUCGACACCCUCAAUGCAAGAGGCGCCGAAAAAGGAGCGCCGUAAGAGGCUUAACAACAAUGGUGGGAAGCGAAAGGACGACAGUGACCGCAGCUCUUCGAGUAUGCACAACACUUUCAAGCCCAUGCACCGCUACUCGAAGGGCCCGGCGUCGCCAGAGAACAGCUCAAACUCGGGCUCUUCUCGAUCGAUUCAACCCUCGCCAACGAGCGCGACGCCUCGCCCUCCCUCGAGGGUCGUCGAUGAGGAUUAUGACGAAGGUGUCGCUGAUGCGUUGAUGGGUCUCGCGAGCUAUCGUGCACCAGAAAACCCGCAAUCGUCGGACCCACCUUCUCGUUCGCCUGGCCACGGCCGUCACGCGAUCCCUUCUCCUCGACCUCAAGCAUCGCAUCGUAACUCCAUCUCCUCCAAUCAUGCGUCGCCCCCUACUCAGACCGCUCCUCUCAAGCGAGCAUUGAGCCCCGGCCCUGACGACGCGGACAACAACAAACGCUCGAGGAUGGACUUGAUGAAGAGGCGGAUCUCGUCGCCAUCUGGUGGUCGUCGCACCCCCGUGCCUUCUACGCGUCCUUCGCCUAUUCCUUUCCGCACCCAGCCCGCAUCUCAGCCCGCAUCUCACUCGCCUGAAGCUCGUGACCAAUUCCCUCCCAGUCCGAGCUUGCCUGCAGUCCUCCCCCCUCAUCCUCGUCCGAUCGGUGCUGGCCACGCUCAGUCGCAUGCUAGCGGUUCCACUAACGCGAUCGCCCUUCCUCCGAUUGCAACGCUCUCACCCUCGCCGUCCGCUCCGUCUCCCACGAACCACAACGAGAGGGACGACAAGAUGCACGUCGACAAUCGAUCGAUCUCACCGCCAUCGCGGGGCAAACUGUCGGAGGUGGUUCAUGGAUCGUCGAGGUCACCUACUGCAAAGCAAUUGUCGCCGCCGUCGGAGAAGAAGGAAGCCUCUGCGUGA